AUGUUGGAAGGUUGUAAAGGUGGAAGGUCAGCCCUCAAGUGCAGGAGGCGUAACAUUGCUGCUAUUGCCAGUGAGCCAGGUGAACAUCUGCAAACGGGGGAGCCAACUCUGUUGAGGCAGGUUCCGAAUGGCGGGGUACACUUGUGCGCGUUUGUUGCACAUUCGUCGACAUCUGCACUGCAUGUAGUAAUUUCUUAUCAAUCUCAGCAUUUAUCUGAGUUGAUGUACGCAUGUGAUUUCAUGUGGAUCAUAAAAAUAUUUCUGCGAGCAAUCAACAUUCUCAGUUGUUUCAAGAACCUGGAAUCUGAGUCGGAGUGGAAUAUUUUGAAGGGCGAGCAGAAAUCAGAGUGGGAUAUUUUUCAUCCGACUCUGGUUGGAACUCUUCUGCAAAAUAAUGUUUUUACAACCGCUAAUUUGAGGUCUUUAGAGGUCGAACAAGAAUUAAUUUAA
This is a messenger RNA of Helobdella robusta, 450 nucleotides long. RefSeq lists its product as hypothetical. The transcript is spliced from 5 exons. Lineage: Eukaryota; Metazoa; Annelida; Clitellata; Rhynchobdellida; Glossiphoniidae. The record is from RefSeq and is a predicted model, not a curated record. The coding region runs from base 1 to 450 and encodes 149 amino acids.